AUGCAGGGAGGUUUUCUGGACAAGGCGAUUUCCAAAGAAAAGGCUGAGAGGGUCAAGGUGAAGGAAGCGGGAAAGCACGAAUGGGAUGAAGGUACCAUCGACUCCACCGUGAAGAUCUUCCAGGAGAUUCUCAACGACCGCAACAAGCGAGCGAAGCAAGACCUGGAACGCAGGGUGCGGUCGGGCACUGGGGUUCGCGAGUUCCGUGGCAAGUGCUGCGGCGCCGCCGAUGACCCCGUGCCGGAGUCGGAGCAGGACAUUGCGUAUCGACUCAUAGAGGACUUUACGAAGCCCUCGGCGCUGCGUGAUGCGGCGGGACCCAUCAUGGAAUGGGCGCAGGAGAUUUUCGGCAACGUGAAACGGAAGGGGGCUCAAAGUGGCCAGACGAUGGAUACAGAAACGGAGAUCCAAGUGAUGAGAGAUGUGGUGAAGGAGUGUCUCAUUCGCUAUGUUGUGAAGCAGAUCAAUACGGAGAACAGCGAAGCAUUUGCUGCCAACAGCCACGAUGCGGGAUUGCUGGCAACCCCACAGGGCUACACCAUUGGGGACCUCGAGAGUUUGGAUGUGGAUUGCGUGAAGGGGUUGAUGGAGCAGGGCUAUGGAAUCCAGGAGAAUUUCCUGAAAGAUGACCUGGUGAACGACGUCUACCGGGAACUGGAAAUGAUCGACUUUGACGGCAAGCUCUCCAUCGUGCAACAGCAGAAGAUGGCGGGCAUUCGCAGUGACAAGAUCUGUUGGGUGAACUAUGAGGGAUUGGAGAGAGAGAAGCAACCAGGGCUGCUGGAGCUUUUCAAGAAGAUGAUCUCCAUCCCCUUCGAGCUGAACAAGAAAUGCAGCCUCUACUUGCAGGCCUCUGGAUCCUUUCAGCUGGCCUCUUAUCCGAAAGAGGCUUUCUACAAGAAGCACAUGGAUGGUGGCUACGACUCCAAGCUGAAUAACGGUAGGAAGGUGACCGCCAUCUUCUACGCGAACAAAGACUGGACAUCCAGUGAUGGAGGUCAGCUUCGUUUGUACAAGCAACGGCCCAAUCCUUUCCAGCUGGAGAAGGGCGCCACCGAGCCCAACGAAGAUGAGAUGGAGCACGAUAUCGACCCUGUGGGGGGUCGCCUGGUGCUUUUUCGCAGUCGAGACAUCCCGCACGAGGUCUUGCCCACCGGCCGAAAGCGUUUCGCCGUGUCUCUCUGGCUGCCUGGCCCUGCAGGGAAAAGAAAGCAGCGUCCGACGGCUCCAAAGCAACAGGACAAAAUGGACGGCAGCACGGGUGGUGUCGUUGGUGAGAUGUUGAAGGGAACUCGUGCCACGUAUGGCUUAGAGCCUCGCUGUGUCGAGGUGACAGCCACCGUGACGAAUCCCGAAGAUAGGGUAUUGAAGAAGGCCGGCGUCUUCGGCAAGGUGAACAACGGCGAGGAGGUGACCUCCGUCUUGGCCAAUGCCAUGGAUGGGGCGUCGGACAACGGCCAGUUCACGUUGGUUGAGGAGAUUCCUCCAGGCACCAACGAUAUCAAUUUCCGCUUCGUGGCUGCGCUGCCAAAGCGGUACAACAACAAGGAUUUGCCGCAGCUGGAAUUCUAUCAGUUGAAAGCCACCUGGUAUCCUGGUGCAGUGCGUUGGCAGCCCUUGACUGCUUGCGACCUGAACCCCACGGCAGAUGGAUGUGAAGAUGCUGAACGAUUUUGCAAAAACUGCAAAAACAACAUGUCGGACGAUGGGAAGCCGAUCUUCAACUGA
This is a messenger RNA of Cladocopium goreaui, 1728 nucleotides long. NCBI's taxonomy places the organism in Eukaryota, Dinophyceae, Suessiales, Symbiodiniaceae. The record is from the annotation of a GenBank genome assembly.